AUGUCUUUUUUGUUGCCGCAUAUGAAACAAAGAAAAACGAUUUCAUCAUUAACGGAAGAUGAUAGUGAAGUUGACGAAAAUUUUGAUUUUAACGAAUUGUUGUCUAAUCACGAUGAUUCUUCCAUGUUAUCGAAUGACCCAGAUGUUAAUAUUACCAACCGACCAGAAUCUUCUUCAACAAAUAUGUCAGGAAACUCUCAUUUGUUUCCGCACAUACCUAAAAGAAAGCGAUUCAAAGGGACUCACGAAUGUACUCCAGCAUCAGCUCAACUUUUACAAUAUUUACUUAAAGAAAAAGAGACCAAUAAGGAUGAUGAGAUCGACAUGUUUUUUUCGAGCAUUGCAAAAACUGUAAAAAAAUUAAAUCGUUACAGCCAAUCUGUUCUGAAGUCUAGAAUAUUCAACAUGGUGUCUGAAUUUGAAUUACAAGAAAUCAAGGAACAAACUAAUUUCUAUGCUGGUUCUUCACGACACAAUACUGAAAACACUCACAAUACAGGACCUUCGAGUCAUAACACCCACAAUAUAGGAUUUUCGGAUUAUAACAUCCGUAAUGCAGGCCCUUCCGACUCUAAUACCGGCAAUGCAGAGCUGUCAGGCAAAAAUCCUCCAGUUUUAGAAGAACCGAUAUUGAACAGUGAAUUGCCUAAGGCCUCUUUUCCAUUACACGGUUUCUCGCCGUGA
This is a messenger RNA of Pieris macdunnoughi, 684 nucleotides long. NCBI's taxonomy places the organism in Eukaryota, Metazoa, Arthropoda, Insecta, Lepidoptera, Pieridae. The record is from the annotation of a GenBank genome assembly.